Molecule: messenger RNA, 1005 nt
Organism: Brassica oleracea var. oleracea
Lineage: Eukaryota; Viridiplantae; Streptophyta; Magnoliopsida; Brassicales; Brassicaceae
Product: zinc finger BED domain-containing protein RICESLEEPER 1-like
Exons: 5
Coding region: 1-1005 (334 amino acids)
Molecular function (GO): DNA binding; protein dimerization activity
Source: RefSeq, a predicted model, not a curated record
AUGAGUAUUGCGGUUCAACUCCUUGAGUCACUGAAAGAGUGGAGAAUUGAUAAGAAGGUGUUCUCAGUCACAUUAGAUAAUGCUACAAAUACUGCGGGUGUAGUAGAAAGUGGGUGGCUAAUACUGGAUGCGUCGACCAGAUGGAACUCAACGUACUAUAUGCUUGAAAGAGCCCUCAAGUACCGUAAAGCAUUUGUUAAGUUGGAGACAUUUGAUAAGAAGGGCUAUAAAACAGCGCCCACAGCCGAGGAAUGGACUAAAGCAGCCAAUAUCUGCGAUUUUUUGGGUCCUUUUGCUGUGAUCACAAGCUUGAUGUCUGGUUCGAAUUACCCGACUGCAAACCUGUAUUUCUAUCAGGUUUGGUUGAUCCAUGAUUGGCUUCGGAGAAAUGAGGAAAGCGACGAUGAGAUUGUCAGACACAUGGUGCCACCGAUGAAGGAGAAGUUUAACAAAUAUUGGGAUGAAGUUAGUUGUGUUUUUGCAAUGGUAGUAGUCUUUGAUCCACGGUUUAAGCUUUCAAUUGUCGAAUUUUGUUUAGGGAAACUUGACAUGAGUACACGUGAUGCAAAGGUGAAGAACUUGCGUGAGAAGCUCAGUAUUCUGUUUGAGACAUACGACAAAAAAUCAAAGAAUAACUCACCUUCUACUGAGCCUGUGUGGGAAUGUUUCGCACAAAGCCUGUGUGGCAGAAUCAAUGGGACUGAUUUCUUUGCAUUUCGCAAAGUCCGUGGCAUUGUGAGUGGAAAGACACCUCUACAAGCUUAUCUUGAAGAACCACCUUUGGACAUUACUAAUUUCCAGAGCUUGGACAUCCUUGACUGGUGGAAAGAUAAUGCGCAUCAGUAUGGUGACUUGGCUGCAAUGGCUUUGAUAUGCACUAGGAAUUGGAUCAAGGGAUAUGAAUCUUAUGCACAUGAUGAAGAUAUCAAUGGUGAUGAUGAUGGUGAAGAAGAGAAAUUACCAACAUUUAAGUCCAUUGUUGAUGGGGAAUAUGAAGAUGAGUAG